AUAUGCUGUUCGUAAUUUGCAACAAUGGCGGUGUCUCUCAAUUCCAUCACUUGUUCCUCAUAUUUACACCCAUCUCAGCCUUCUUCGCUCAGCUCCGGUGACAAGGUUUUCGUCGGAUUAAGGCUUCAAAAUCCUAAUUCUUUUGGAAUUUCGAGACCUAAUUUGAGUGUUGAAUUGCACAAAAAAAUUCAUAAAAGUAUUGAGCCCAGGACUGGCAUUAAGCCAGCACGGGGACGCAUUGUAAUGAUGCCGAUAGGGACUCCAAGAGUUCCCUAUAGGGUUCCCGGUGAAGGAACAUGGCAGUGGGUUGAUUUGUGGAAUGCCCUUUAUCGCGAACGUGUUAUCUUUGUUGGGCAAGAUAUAGAUGAAGAAUUCAGUAACCAAGUACUGGCAACGAUGUUGUAUCUUGACAGUGUGGACAAUUCUAAAAGAAUGUAUAUGUACAUUAAUGGUCCCGGUGGAGAUCUUACUCCAAGCAUGGCCAUCUAUGAUACGAUGCAAAGCUUGCAAAGUCCGAUUGGCACCCACUGUGUGGGAUAUGCGUAUAAUCUGGCUGGCUUUCUCCUUGCAGCUGGAGAAAAGGGUCAUCGCUUCACAAUGCCACUUUCAAGAAUUGCUUUAGAGUCGCCAGCUGGAACAGCUCGUGGUCAGGCUGAUGAUAUUCAAAACGAAGCAAAUGAACUUCUGAGAAUUAGAGAUUAUCUUUUCAAGGAGUUGGCUCAAAAGACAGGUCAACCUGUGGAGAAGGUUUACAAGGACUUAAGUCGAAUUAAGCGGUUCAAUGCUCAAGAAGCUUUGGAGUAUGGGCUGAUUGAUAGAAUUGUUAGGCCUCCCCGUAUAAAGGCUGAUGCACCAAGGAAAGAGGCUGGUACAGGUCUUGGUUAGCCUUCUAUUUUACAUUCUUUUUUUGUUUCUUGGGCUUUGGAAAUUAUGGGUUCAACGCCAAGUGAUACAUUUUAGAUUACUAGAUUGUUUUCCAGCUUCAUGUACCAUAAAAUGCUCUCAUUGGGCAUGUGGUCUACCUCAUAUGUCACAAACUUGUUCCUUUUACAUUCUAGCUCGCAUGUGGUCUACCUCAUAUGUCACAACUUGUUCCUGUUACCUUCUAGCUCAGUUUCCAGUCCAAUACUAGUUUUAAUUUGAAGAAUAAUUAUUCAAUGGGCAUU
This is a messenger RNA of Cynara cardunculus var. scolymus (artichoke), 1166 nucleotides long. RefSeq names its product ATP-dependent Clp protease proteolytic subunit-related protein 2, chloroplastic. Gene Ontology annotation, cellular component: endopeptidase Clp complex. Lineage: Eukaryota; Viridiplantae; Streptophyta; Magnoliopsida; Asterales; Asteraceae. The coding region runs from base 25 to 885 and encodes 286 amino acids. The record is from RefSeq and is a predicted model, not a curated record. The transcript has 9 exons. Gene Ontology annotation, molecular function: ATP-dependent peptidase activity; ATPase binding; serine-type endopeptidase activity. Gene Ontology annotation, biological process: protein quality control for misfolded or incompletely synthesized proteins.